Molecule: messenger RNA, 2133 nt
Organism: Nerophis lumbriciformis (worm pipefish)
Lineage: Eukaryota; Metazoa; Chordata; Actinopteri; Syngnathiformes; Syngnathidae
Source: RefSeq, a predicted model, not a curated record
AUGGCGGCGAGCCGGGGGUCCUCUUCGAGAUGGGUUUUCACCCGGGAGCAGCUCGAAAGCACGCCGUCUCGCCGAUGCGGGGUCGAACCGGACCGGGAGCUAUCUUACCGGCAACAAGCGGCCAAUUUGAUCCAAGACAUGGGUCAGAGACUCAAUGUCUCUCAACUGACUAUAAAUACAGCAAUUGUUUACAUGCAUAGAUUUUAUAUGCACCACUCAUUCACCAAAUUUCACAGGAAUACAAUAUCUCCCACUGCACUAUUUUUGGCCGCCAAGGUGGAAGAACAGCCACGGAAACUGGAAUAUGUGAUUAAAGUUGCGCACGCCUGCCUAAACCCGCAAGAAUCACCUCUUGACACUAAGAGUAAUGCAUACCUCCAGCAAGCUCAAGAGCUGGUGAUACUUGAAUCCAUAGUGCUGCAGACUCUUGGCUUUGAAAUUACUAUUGAUCAUCCACAUACUGAUGUGGUGAAAUGUUCCCAGCUAGUGCGAGCAAGCAAGGAUCUGGCUCAGACUUCCUAUUUCAUGGCUACCAACAGUCUACACCUCACUACAUUCUGCCUACAGUACAAGCCCACUGUGAUUGCAUGUGUGUGUAUUCACCUGGCAUGCAAAUGGUCCAACUGGGAGAUACCAGUGUCCACUGAUGGGAAACACUGGUGGGUGUACGUGGACAACUCUGUUACUCUUGAGCUGCUUGAUGAGUUGACUCAUGAGUUUCUGCAAAUUUUGGAGAAGACGCCCAGUCGGUUAAAGAGAAUACGCAACUGGAGAGCAACCCAAGCUGCUAAAAAGCCAAAAUCUGAGAACAGCCAACUGACAGAUACUUCCGUUGCUGGUCCUUCGAUGUUUCAAGACCAUUCCCUGCUUGACGGCUCACUUGUUGGAGUAUCAAGGUCAAGUUUUCCCAAAGCAGGAGCCGCCUUCACAGUCUCUCUUUCUGCUCAGCCUGGAGGUACACCGCUGUCUCUGGACUCCUUGGCUGGCCCCUACAACCCACCUAGCCACAGUGAAUGGCCCCAGACCAAUCCGAGUCAAGCAGGAUAUUCAUCCGGCUAUAUUAAACAGGAAUCUCUCAGCCCCUCUCAUCAAGAGCAGACACUGUUCUUACAUGCAUCUUCUGCCUCUUUGCAUCCCCAGUCAUUAGCAAUCAAGACUGAGAAAACUGUCGAUCUUAACAUAAAACAGGAACUAAAAGGAGCAUGUGCAAGUGGAGCUGGCAAGCAUCUGCCAACUAGUUCAUCUUCCUUUCCUCCACCACAACACUCCGCUGUCCCCAAAAUGUCGCUGGACAAAUACAGAGAAAAACACACUGUAGAUUCUGCUGCCUCUGGGCUGAAAAGCCGACAGGAGAACACUACACUCACAGAGAACAACUCGAGAGGGGAUCAGUCAUCCUCCUCAAGCUAUGCACAGCCGUCUUUGAGCCAAGUUGAUCAUAGAAAGUAUGCACAAAUGCAUCAAAUUUCCCAAAGUGCCCAUAGUUUAGGGAGCAGUAGCAGCGCCACUGCUUCACCAAUGAAGAACAGAGUUCCUUCCACAGUGUCAGGACAAGAGAGACGACAUCACAGUGACAAAUGGGACAAAAGUUCACUUAAUCUCCACCUGGCAAUUCCUGGUUCUGGAAGCUCGCAGCUUGACAGAAGCAAGGAGGAGCUCAAGAUGAAAAUAAAAGUUUCCUCGUCAGCAGAGCGUCACAGUUCGUCUGAUGAAAGCGUGGCCGCCAACAACAAGAGCAAACAUUCCAGCCCGCUGGUGAGCAAAGAGAAACAGCACAGAGGCGCGGAUCACGUUCACCGUCAUCAUAAAUACACGCACCACAACCCCCACUCUCACAGCGGGAACGGACAAGGGGCCUCUGAGGGCCUGUUUCGAGGCCCUCCGGGACUGAUAACGCUAGAAGGAAUCACACUUCCUCACAGCGGUUCCGCAUCUUUGACUUCUUCCUCAUUACGAAAGAGGACACACCCCGAGAUCAAUCACAAUCAACACUCUGCCUCAUCCUCCACGUCUUGCUCCAAACCGAGCAAACUCUCCAAGGGUGGCACUGGUGUUGCAGGUGGGCUACGGACCUCCCAGCAGUUCCUCUCACCUAGCGGGUCACCUCAUGAAGUAGGAGACCAGAAGCACUGA